Pelodiscus sinensis (Chinese soft-shelled turtle) is the source of this 5643-nucleotide messenger RNA. RefSeq names its product monoglyceride lipase (gene MGLL). The record is from RefSeq and is a predicted model, not a curated record. NCBI's taxonomy places the organism in Eukaryota, Metazoa, Chordata, Testudines, Trionychidae.
CUAAGGAGUGGGUGAGGACUAAUAUUUUUGCUUCACUUCAGCAAACUAGUAAUAACAGAAAAAGAAAAAACCCAAUUCAUGAAGGGAUACCACAAUCCAGCAUCUCAGUAUCAGGGUUCUUUCUCUGGAAAUGACUUGGCACCGCACAGAGAAGAACUGGGAAGUCAGUGAACUCAUCAGAUGGCAGGAAGAGGCUGAUUAGACUGGACAGAACAUCUCUUUAUAUCAGCUGAGGUCAUUCUUCUAGAAUGCCCGAGGAUAAUUCCCCAAGACGGAGUCCUCAGAAUAUCCCUUAUCAGGACCUUCCUCAUAUGGUCAAUGCAGAUGGACAAUAUCUUUUCUGCAGAUAUUGGAAACCAGCCGGGACUCCAAGGGCCCUCGUGUUUAUCGUUCAUGGCGCUGGGGAACACUGCGGCCGCUAUGAUGACUUAGCCCAGAUGCUGACAGGACUUAACUUGUUUGUAUUUGCUCAUGACCAUGUUGGCCAUGGGCAGAGUGAAGGUGACCGCAUGGUUGUGUCAGAUUUCCACAUUUUCAUCAGAGACAGCUUGCAACACAUUGAACUCAUGAAAAAGGAUCAUCCAGACCUUCCAGUUUUUAUUCUGGGGCAUUCCAUGGGAGGAGCCAUCUCCAUCUUGACUGCCUGCGAGAAACCAGACGAGUUUUCAGGCAUGGUGUUAAUUUCUCCUUUAGUUGUAGCAAGCCCAGAGGCCGCAACGCCUAUCAAGGUGUUUGCAGCUAAAGUGCUCAACUUGGUUCUACCAAACCUGACACUGGGAGCGAUAGACCCAAAUGUGGUUUCCCGGAACAAAAAGGAGGUUGAAUCUUACACCUCUGACCCCCUGGUCUACCAUGGGGGCAUGAAGGUCUCCUUUGUCAUCCAGCUGAUGAACGCCAUUGCCAAAAUAGAGCGAUCCCUGCCUAAACUGACUCUGCCAGUCCUGGUGCUACAUGGUUCGCUCGACAAACUCUGUGACAUCAAAGGCUCCUACUUACUGAUGGACACCGUGCAGAGUCAGGACAAAACACUCAAGGUGUAUGAUGAGGCCUAUCAUGCUCUCCAUAGAGAGCUGCCAGAAGUCAGCACUGCUGUGUUUCAGGAAAUACUAACAUGGAUUGGUCAGAAGGUCUCAGCAGAUGGAGGACCAAGCCACACUUAAGAACAACUGCCUUCUUACCUUCUCAUUGGUCUUCUGGGGAUGGAAGCUUGUUUGGUUGUUUCUUUCUUUUAAUUCUCUCUGGAAAAAGAUUUACCUAAGAGGGACUCCUAGGAUACUUUGCUAUGAAUAGACAUUCCUGUUACAUAGGAGGGAGAUACCACUUGGUCAUUUAAAGAGACCACUGCCCUAAAGCAGGAAAGGGAAUUAUGGCAGCAUAAGAAGUCACUGAAAACUUUCCAGGUUGGUUAUUGUUCUACAAGGCUCCCAUUAAAAAAAAGCCCCCAAAGCCCCCCAUCUUCCUCCGUGUUCUUUGUUUUCUCUGGAAUUCCUGAUGUGCCACGGAGGUUUUUAUUCUGCAAUAAUCUUGGGAAUGCUCAGUAAUUCUGCAUCUUUCCUUUCAUUCUGUUUCUGCUCCUGUGGAGUACGGUCCCUUUCCCUGCUCCUGCAGGUACAGAACAUGAUGUAUAAGAACUUAAGAAGAAGUGUUUACCGUUGAGAAGAGACUACUAGAGAGAGUUAGCAAAGAGAGCUGGGGGUGGGGGAGCGGAAUCAUUCUAUACAUGAAGGUGAAAAGCUAAUUUUCUAGGUAAACUAAUUUGAAGUAACCACUCCUAGCACAUGAGGCCUGAAGGAUAGGCACCAAGCAGCGGCCCCUAUCCUGGCACUUUGCUUUGCACUCUAGAAACACAUGUUUAACAGCUAUUUAAUUCCCAGCACCAGGGCAGAGGGAUUAAUGUAGAAUAAGUUAUACUUAAAACCUACUAAGCACACACAAGUGGUGCAACUUCCAAAUACCAAACUCCCUCCCCUCUGCAAGAUGAACUACUCUGUAAAUAUUCCUAGAAGCUGCUUUUUUUUAAAAAAAAAUACUUGCGCUACUGAUACUUAAGAUGUAAAGUCAAAGUUUUAUUUAAGAAGAAAUAUUAAUAUACUAUAUAAUGUGGAUCUUGGCAGCUCAGAGAGCUGUCAAUGAGGAAGGGAGCAGAGUCUGAAGAUCUAACUAAUUGUCCUCACCCCAGCACUGUCUUAGCCAUUGCAAAGUUUUCCUACCAUGGUCCAUUCCUCUCAUCACUGCUCCACAGCAAUCAUUUGUCCUUUCCCUCAUCAGCUGACAAUGGGCAGAAAUGCUAGUCAAGCUUAGAACAUCUAGGGAAGGGAAGGGCAUGUAUCCCCACUGUCCAUUUAUUUACUAAGAGCCUCAAAAUGUUGUUACUAGGUUCCCCUGCAAGCACUUCUAACCCUGUGAAAAGGUUGUUCUUGAGUGAUCCUUCUAGAUUUAGCAGCUGUGUGGCAAUGAAGGGUAGUACUUACUCCUGAGAUUUUGUUUAAAAGCAGAUCUUCAAGCAGAUAGGUAGCAGAACAUCUGUAUCUGCAUAUUGGGGCUACAUAGAACAAGCCAUAUGGAAGGAUACUGAUGAACCUACCACGAGGACAACUAGAAAGUUUGCAAAUCCAGCAGAUUCCAAUACUGUUUGGAAGCUGCAGCUCCAGAUGCCAGAGUUGACUGGUCUUUCAUACCAGCAAAGCUCGAGGAAGACUUCUAGGAGAACUUGCCAUGUGAAAACUCACUCACGUGGCAAGUGAGUGUGUAUCAGCCCAUUAGCCUUUCCUGGGGCAAUUGUGUUACAACUUGUCUAUAUGGGAAAAUUUACUACCAGAAUUAUGCUGAUAUACCUCUAUGGUUAUACCAGAAUAGACUCCCUGUGUGGAUGCAUCCACACAGUUAAACUGGUAUAUUCACACCAGGGUAGUUUUGCCAGGCAAUGGCCCAUGCCAACAUGUCCUCAGUAAUAGGCCUCUGCUCACAUGCCUUUUCCUCCCAUUCCCUUAGGCAUUCAAACACUAAGUCCAUCAAAGUUCGGCAGAGGGUGGUGGAACCAUUUCACCACUGAGAAAAACUCCUUUUCUUGGCUCCCAUUUUAAAGAGGCCAGUCUCCCCUACAGGCACAGCAGCUGGAGUCAGCACAGCUCCUUCAUGCUCCCUUUCCACCUCCACCCUGAAGGAGAACAGUGCUCCCAUUGUGACAGUCUGUUCCUGUUUCAGUGGCAAGGAAGGCCAUGCACCACUAUUAUACCAACACAUCAGGUCUCAGGAAAGGUCACCCUUUUGCAUUAACAAUAAGCAUCAGAGCUUGACUCAUUCGCUCACACCUGUUCUCUAAUAAGGGUUUGAGAAGUUAAUGGCAUUCCAGGGCUUGCAACUGUGUAGUCAGUGCAUGGAAUGAGAAAUGCUGUUCUUUACAGAUUGGCUCUGCAUUAGUACAGCUCUGGUUUCCUGGCUGUAAUCUGAGACGCCAUUACAGAUCUUAGCUGGACUUGAAUUUAAAACCCUGUUCCAGCCAUUACAAUCAACUGCUUACCACCACCAGCGGUAAACCCCCCACAGUGGCUUCUGGGCAUCAACACAAGGGGAAGCUCAGGAGCUUCCAGUGACCGGGUUUGUUUUUCUGCUAAGGAUAAGUCCCUUCCCCUCCCUCAAUUGCUUUCCUGCCCCUCCCGCCCAACCAUGAGGGGAGAGAGUGAGCAAGGAGACCUUACACUGAUGGGAGACCCUGCCUACCUCUUAGGCCUUGAGCAUGCAUCAGGUAGGCUAAUCAUACAACGAUGUGUGCUAGAGUAUUAUGGGGAAUACUAGAUGUGUUUUAUAAACAAAAAGAGGGGAUUAAAAGGUCUGAUUUUUUUUCAAAAGCAUUCAGUGAUUUCCUGAGUCUGCCCCCCUUGAAGUUAAUGGGAAUUUUACCUUUGACUUAAAUUGGAACAAAGUUAGUUGAGUGCUGAGCUCUUUUGCAGGGCAGGAGGAGAAUCUUAAAUAAACAAGCACUUGGUGGGGGGAGGGUGAGUAAAACUCACCCUGCAGUGAGAUGGCCACAGCCCUGCUGCUCCCUUUACCAGUUUGUGGCCAUAGGAAGGCCUGGGGUCAGUGGUUUUCAUUAGCUCUGUUCUUUAGCCCGAGAGAGGGCUGCUUUCCGCCUGUGCUUCGCAUCAAUAUAUAAGAAGAAAAUGAGGCUGAUAAAAAGACCUGUCCAUCUAGGCUCAACAGAGCCAUACAGGAAGAGGAAGCUGGUUAACAAUAACAUGUUCAGCUGACAAUUGGUACGGCUGAGCUAGCUGCUGUUUCAGACCAUUUUCUGAAGCGCUGCCUUUUGGGAAAUGGGGCCCAGAGAAGAUUUAGCUGAGAAAUUAAGGGCCAGUUUUUAACAGGCUUGAACAGAGCUGAGAUCACACUGUUGAAUGUAGAAACAGCACCAGACCCUCAGCUGGCAUACAUCGGUGCUCAGUUGGAACUGUAAGAUCCAUGUGUAAAUCAACAUAGCCCUAGGGAGGUAAUUUGUGCUACACUGAUGGAGAGCAGUUGGAGAUCUGCCCCACAUUUACAUUCUAGCUGCUAGUCAAUCCAUUGCCAGAGGUUCAAACUGGCUUAAACUAACACAGUUUUCACCAUGUCCUCAUGGAAAUCCCUUCUUGAUCAACUUCAUUAUCAGCAGGUAGCUCUGCAACCUGUGGAAAUGUUACUAAAACCUUUAUUUUCAAAUACCAUGGAUGCUUGAGGGUAGGGAUGUUAAAUUUCAAUUAAUCAGCUAAUUGAGGGAAUUUUCAUCGACAAAUUGAUUAGUCAAUAAGGGGGGCGCUCGCUAUACCACUGCGCCUCUCCUUUGAAAUGUACAAGAGCCGCCCACGGCUCUUGUACAUUUCAAAGGGAGAGAGGCAGCGGAAACCUGCAACAGCAGGGACCGAAGUAGUCCCCACUGGCACGGGUUCUCCUCCGUGCCUCUUCCGUUGAAAUGUACAAAAGCCGCAGGUAGAGGAGCAGCAGUUGGAUUAGCGCAAGUGGGACUGUUUUAAUCCCUGUUCGCUUUGUUUCCACACUGCCCUCUGCCUCCCCUAAGCCCCGUGGAGACAGUGCUGAGAGGGACCGGCUUUUGGGCCGGCUCACCCCAGCACUGGCUCCUGCUCCCCGCCCCUUGCUGCCUCUCUCUGAUGGAGGCAGCAAGGGGGGGAAGCGACUAGAUAAGUUCCUACUUGACUAAGCAUUUGCUUAUCCGGUAGUUGACUAUUUGCUUACAUCCCUGCUUUAGGGGAAGCACUGCUGGCCUUAUGAAAUUCCAGACUGCUCUGCUGAGACAAAGGGGGAUCCUUUCCCUUUGACAAUAGAGUGCAUUUAUGACAGAGCAAUAGUAAUCUAACUACUGUAUAUAUAUCACCACCUGUAACAUACUCACAAUGUGUAAUCCACACACUUUUCUAUUUAGCCUGCUCUUUUUAUAUUGGUCACCCUAAUACACUGUCAGCAUAAGCCUGUAGAGAUCACUUAUUUUCCAAGUAAUUUCUGAGCCCAUCUGUCAUUUCAGUGUGCUCCAGUUUAAUGCAAUAUAUACACAUGUGCAUACAUGUAUUUUCAGUGAGACAAGUGUGUACACGUUUAGGAUUCUUUAAAAGGAAUACAAUGUAUAUUGCACUGAAUAAUAAAGUUAUGUUUUCUGAA